Molecule: messenger RNA, 869 nt
Organism: Peromyscus leucopus (white-footed mouse)
Lineage: Eukaryota; Metazoa; Chordata; Mammalia; Rodentia; Cricetidae
Gene: Tbca
Product: tubulin folding cofactor A
Exons: 4
Coding region: 49-375 (108 amino acids)
Biological process (GO): post-chaperonin tubulin folding pathway; tubulin complex assembly
Cellular component (GO): cytosol; microtubule cytoskeleton
Molecular function (GO): beta-tubulin binding
Source: RefSeq, a predicted model, not a curated record
GCGCGCCGCGCAGUCCCGCCCCCUCCUUCCUGCGGCGCUCUAGGGACCAUGGCCGAUCCUCGCGUGAGGCAGAUCAAGAUCAAGACCGGCGUGGUGAAGCGGUUGGUCAAAGAAAAAGUGAUGUAUGAGAAAGAAGCAAAGCAGCAAGAAGAAAAGAUAGAAAAGAUGAAGGCUGAGGACGGUGAAAACUACGCCAUUAAGAAGCAGGCAGAAAUCCUGCAAGAGUCCCGGAUGAUGAUCCCAGAUUGCCAGCGCCGGUUAGAGGCUGCAUAUACUGAUCUUCAGCAGAUAUUAGAAAGUGAAAAAGACUUGGAAGAAGCCGAGGAGUAUAAAGAAGCCCGUGUAGUUCUGGAUUCAGUGAAGUUAGAAGCCUGAAGUUUUGCUGUACAGGGUGUUUUUUGCAUUAAAUCCUGGGGUCCACUCUACAAUUCAUUAUUUUUGGCCACUGCUGUGUUUAGUAAUAUGAAAAUGUGGUUCUUUUUAUGCAGUUGCAUAUAUUUUUCUUUGCAUAACUUAAUGUGUCAAAUGAAUGAGUUCAUCUAAUAAAAUUGUUUAUUUCAUACUUUACAAAAAUUUCAGUUGGCCACUUAGUUAAAUGGUUGUUCAUUAAGUCACAUAGGUGUUUUUGACAUAUGUCACUUUCUAUCUGAAGGUUAAAUAUUGUAAUUGUAGACUGGUUUAAAAAUAGAGUACAUCAGCUGGGGAGACCAGGGAGGAGUCUGUCUGUGCGGAUGUGGGAGCCCAUGUCCCUGCUGGGCAGACUUCUGGUGCGGCCUUUGGGCAAAGUGGCGCCCACACCCCUGUGGGUAACCCCCCACUUUUACUCUCUGUAAGAGUUCCCAAUAAACUCAUGGGUUCCCCAGCUUGAA